AUGGAGGAACAGUUUAUUGGACAAACGGGUGGCCAAGUUUUUUACAAGAUGAUGGAGAAGCACGGAGUAAAACACAUCUUCGGCCUCCCAACCGUGCCCGUCCUGCAGGCGCUUCGCGAAACGCCCAACCCGAGUGUCGAUGUAAUCCCCCCAAAACACGAACAGGGCGCCGGCCAUAUGGCAGAAGGCUACGCCCGGGCUUCAGGCAAGCCCGGCGUCGUCUUUGUUAAUUCGGGCCACGGCAUAACCAACAUGAUCACACCCAUCCAAGACGCCCUCUCUGACGGGACGCCUAUGGUUGUCUUUUUCGAGCGCGACUGGGCAAUGGGGAUGGACGACCCGGAUGCCAUCGGCAUCGCCCUGGCCUGCACCAAAUGGGCUGUCAUGAUCAAGACGAUCGAAGAGUUGCCGAGACGGAUAAACGAGGCCUUUGAGAUCGCGACAAGCGGCCGCCCAGGUCCUGUUCUCGUCGAUCUGCACAACUGCAGCCGUAGCAUCGUGAAGAAGGCCAUCCCUACGCGAUCUUCCCUCCCUGGCAUAUCCGGCGCGGCAUCCCGAGUCGCCCACCAGCUGACCCAGAACCAUCUCGACGCGACCCUCCAAAGAGUCGCGCAGAUGAUCAACAGGGCCGAGAGGCCCGUCAUCUACGCCGGGCAGGGUGUCAUUCUCUCCGAGGGAGGCCCGGAGCUCCUACGGGACCUAGCGAAGAGAUGCUCGAUCCCCGUCACGACAACUCUCCAGGGCCUCGGCGCGUUUGACGAGCUCGACGAGAAGGCGCUCCAUAUGCUCGGGAUGCACGGCACCGCGUACGCUAAUAUGGCUAUGCAGGAAGCAGACCUCAUCGUCGCCUUGGGCGCCAGGUUUGACGACCGGGUGACGAUGAACAUCGCUAAAUUCGCGCCCAAAGCCUACGCGGCCGAGAAGAAACGACGGCAGGGCGGCAUCGUUCACUUUGAAAUCGUUCCCAAGAACAUUAACAAGGUGAUCCAAGCCACGGAAGCCGUCGAGGGAGACGCCGCCACCAACCUCGCCCGCCUGCUGCCACAGCUCGAGCCUCGCACCAUGCAGAGCCGCGCGAAGUGGUUUGGCAUGAUCAACGUCUGGAAGAAGAAAUGGCCGCUCUCUGACUACGAGCGCACCCCUGGGCGCAUCAUGCCGCAGGAGCUCAUCGAGCAGCUCAGCACCAUUGUCGGCGGCCGCGAGGAGAAGACCUACAUCACCACGGGCGUGGGGCAGCAUCAGAUGUGGACGGCGCAGUAUUUCCGGUGGAGGCAUCCGAGGACCAUGAUUACGUCUGGCGGCCUGGGGACCAUGGGAUACGGCCUGCCCGCUGCCAUCGGAGCCAAGCUAGCCCAACCAGAAGCGCUGGUGAUCGAUAUCGAUGGGGAUGCCUCACUGAGCAUGACUAUCUCCGAAUUGCUGACAGCUGCGAGGUUUAAUAUCGGCAUCAAGGUUAUCCUUCUGAACAACGAGGAACAGGGCAUGGUCACGCAGCUCCAGAAUAUCUACUACGAAGAUCGUUACGCCCACACGCAUCAUUCAAACCCCGACUUCAUCAAGUUGGCCGAGUCCAUGCAUGUCCAGUGCCAAUCUGUCUCCGACCCUCGCGACUUGAGCAAGAGCCUUGAAUGGCUGGUAAACACGGAGGGACCGGCUCUGCUCGAGGUUAAAACAGAGAAAAAGGUCCCCGUGCUGCCCACAGUCCCCGCCGGCCGCGGUCUCCACGAGUUCAUCGCCUAUGACGAAGCACGGGUGAGGAAGCGCAGGGAACUCAUCCGAGAGCGGACCUGCGGCGUCCACGGCUGA
Molecule: messenger RNA, 1806 nt
Organism: Fusarium keratoplasticum
Lineage: Eukaryota; Fungi; Ascomycota; Sordariomycetes; Hypocreales; Nectriaceae
Product: Acetolactate synthase
Exons: 4
Coding region: 1-1806 (601 amino acids)
Biological process (GO): L-valine biosynthetic process
Cellular component (GO): acetolactate synthase complex; mitochondrion
Molecular function (GO): flavin adenine dinucleotide binding; magnesium ion binding; acetolactate synthase activity
Source: RefSeq, a predicted model, not a curated record